UUUCAUGAAAAAUCAUUAAACAAUGACUAAACUUGAUAUAUACUUUAUGAUUUAUCUUUUGUUUAACAAAUAACAAGUGAAAUAUGUUGGUUGACAGAUAAUAUUAAUGGAGUUACGUUCCUUUCAACAUUCAUGUACAUCGUAGUCUGCGUCACACAGAAUUACCCUAUAAGAUCGUGCACCGAUUUUGAUGACGUCACAGCGAGGCCUUAAGAUGUGUUUAUAAUAACCGUCAAAGAUGGCUCUGAGACAUAAUCAACGUGUUACUGCUGACAUUGUGCCAAUGGAGGAAACAGAUGAAGAUGAACCUGACAGUACCAUACAGCCACUGAUGAUGCUGAAACGCAAUUUAAUAUCUGACUUUGGACGUCCUAGUGUGUUAGAACCGCCUGUUCCGAGUGAACAUAUGCCUGUGUAUUUGCGAAUCAGACCAUUUUCCAAAGAUGAAACAGAACGAAAUGAGGACCAGGGAUGUUACAUUGUGGAAUCAGACAAGACGGUUGUAACCCAUCCACCAAAGGACUCUCAUUUCUUCAAGAAUAUGACACGAGGACUGUGUAAAUCAACCACAAAGUACACCUUCUCACAAAUCUUCAAUGAGAACACUUCUCAAAAGGACUUCUUCAACUCAACAAUGCUAAACUAUGUCAAGGACUUCAUCGAUGGACAAAAUUGUUUGGUUUUCUCUUAUGGUGUCACAAGUUCUGGUAAAACGUACACAAUUCAAGGCAAUCCCAAGGAUGCAGGCAUAUUGCCAAGAGCACUAGAUGUGCUGUUCAACAGUAUCCAUGGUAAGCAAUGGAAUGGCAUGGAUCUGAAACCCCAAAUGUUUACUGAAGUCGUGCGCCUCUCACCAGAACAGGAGCAGCAUGAAAAGAGGAUGAAGGAGGCCACACUCAAACUCAGUCUAGAUGAUGAUAUGGAUGUGAUGAGCCUGCUUGGAGACGAUGCCUCUGAUAUCUCAUCAGCCACAAACAGCACAGCAUGCUCAGAGGGAUCAAACAUGUCCUCAUUGGCAGGCAAAGAGUUUAUGGACUGUAGCCAGCAGCUGUUUCUGGACCUUGAGCAGCGUGUGCGUGAGGAGGGCAAGGUCAGCGUAGACGAGCAGGGGCAGGUCAAGUUCUCGGUAUGGGUCAGCUUUGCUGAGAUCUAUAAUGAGCAGAUCUACGACCUCCUGGUGCCCAUAGCCAAGAAGAAGAAUGCACGCAGACCUUGUCUGAAACUCAGUGAAGACAAACAUGGGUCUCCAUAUAUUAAAGAUUUGAAGUACAUCCAUGUUGGAAGUGCUGAUGAGGCAUACAAGUUGUUGACUAUUGGCCAGAGAAACCUGCAGAAAGCAUGCACAAAAAUGAACCAAAACUCCUCCAGGAGUCACUGCAUUUUCAACAUCAAAAUCCUACGGGUUAUUGACAAGGACAAUCCUCAUGUUGCGAGAGUGAGCAUGUUGACGCUGUGUGAUCUGGCGGGGUCUGAACGCUACAGUAAGACCCAGAACACUGGGGACCGAUUGAAGGAGGCCGGCAACAUCAACACAUCCCUGCUCACUCUGGGCAGAUGUAUCGAGACACUCAGAUAUAACCAGGCUCACAAGGAUCAACAGCGAAUCAUACCGUUCAGAGAGUCAAAGUUGACGAGGUUAUUUCAGAACAACUUCUCGGGUCGGGGGAAAGCUGCCAUGAUUGUGAAUGUAAACCAGCUGUCAACCAUGUUUGACGAAACCAUGCAUGUUUUCAAAUUUUCAGCUAUUGCUAGCAAGGUUGAAGUGCAACAGAAGCCAGUGUUUAUCAAGCCCAAAAUGCCUAUUGCUGCUGCCCCGUCCUUAAUACCUCGCACCUCUAUCAGUUGGGCAACACCAGCAAGAAACCAUGGUCUGAAGCAGCAUGAGGCAGAAAAUGUUCCAUUGCCAGAUGACAGUGACUUAGAAGAGGAAGAGGAGGAGGAAAAAACUUACACACAGGAAAAUAUUGAUGAGCUGCUGGAGAUCAUAGAGCAGCUACAGGGUGACCUGCAGAGUGAGGUGCACACACGCUGGAAGCUGGAGAAGCAGAUACGCACUGAGGUGUGCGCUGAGAUGAUGAGGCAGUUCAGUCAGAUAGAGGAGGAGCACAGUGAGCGUAUUCGUCAGCGUGAGGUGCGUGCCGAGGAGCUCAAUGAGAAGCGUAUCCAGAUCAUCCUGAAUGCUGAGCGGUCGAGGAGGCAGGCCCUGGAGGCCACCAAUGAUGGGGAGGAGGAGUGGGUCUCCAGUGUCUACCUGCACCAGGAGAGACUCAAGAAUGAGCAAAAAGACAGUACCAUACGAGAACUGCGUCAGGAGAUAGAGAGGCUAACGUCCCAGAGUGUUGGAGCUGUAACAGAAGGGAGUGAGAAGCCAAAAGGGUUAGAGCUGGACACUCAACUAAAGGAGCAACUGGCAAAGAUUGAGGAGGAAAGGCAGGCUGCAGAAAGUCUGCGUAGGCAGCUGCAGGAAUACACGGACCAUAUCACUAAACUGGAGCAGAAACUAGCACAGGCCACUUCAGCUAAAGCUUCUAUGAGCGAACUUGAAGAGAAACUGGCAGAAUAUGAGGCAACUAUCAAGGCUCUGCAGUGUGAAAUGGCACAAAAGGCAGUAAAAGAUGCAGGGUCUGGCGAUGAUCACCUUAUGGACAAUCUCACUCAUCAACUACAGCAGGCCAGGGAUAAGGUCAAGGAACAAGAGGAUGAGAUGGUAGAGCUGAAUGACAUGCUGCGAGAGGCAGGGGAGACAUUCACACUCAAGGAGGCAGAGAUAGAGCGACUCAAGCAGCUCACUGCACAAUACGAACAACAGCUUGAGGAUCAGCGUGAGGCAAUCAAAGUCCUGGAGAGAGCAGCUUCUGACGGUAAAACUGCAAUGGAGUUGGCUGAUCAGUCACUGAGCAAGAGGGAAGAGUGUGUCUCUACCUUACAAGCAGAGAUUCGUGGUCUUGAAGGUGAUGUAACAAAAUACCGAAACAAAGCAAGGUUUUUUGAAGAUCAACUCGUUGAAAAGGAACAACAGGCAGAUUAUUGGAGAACUAAGUAUGAGCAUGAUGUUGAAGAACACACAAGAAGCCAAGAUGCUCUUAUUCAUGGGUUUAAUGCAGAAAUCGCAAAUUUGAAGUCACAGAUAUUCCAUUUUAAGGCUCAGCUUUAUGGGUGUAAAUCACCAUCGAAAUCGCCAUGUGGACCAAUUAAAUCUCCAGAUUUAAAGAUGAAACUGUUUCCAAAGUCACCAUUCAGUCCAUCUACAAGGGCCAAAAAUCAGGUUAUUGAAACUGUGAACGAUUUAAAUAAAAGUCACAAUCUCAAUGAGCAUGUAGAUGCUGUACAGAAAGAGUUGAACCAGAACUGUAAAAUGAUACUGGAAUUGGAGGCUGCAUUAAAAUCUUCAAGAUUGACAAUCAAUGAUCUUGAGAAGAAAUUGGAACAAGCCACAUGCUAUUCAAAUAUUGAAAGUAAAAUGAACAAUCUCAAUGAUCUUGAGAAGAAAUUGGAACAAGAUACAUGCUAUUCAAAUAUUGAAAGUAAAAUGAACAAUUUGAAUGAAAAAUACUCUGUUGCUGAAAAGGAUGCUGAGAUCAAUGCUCUCAAAACAAAAAUUGAAGAGCUUGAGCCUUUGAUGAAGGACUAUUUUAGUUCUUCAAAGAGAUUAACUGAGUCAGAACAUGAAGUGAAAAGCCUCCAUGAGCAGCUUGAGAAAAAGGUUGAGCAAAUUAACAAACAUGAAGAGAACAUUUUGAUACUAGAAAAUGAAGUUUGUCUGCUUAAAAAAGAAUUGUCAAUUGUGAAAUUUUCACAGGAAAAACAAACAGAUGUCCAUAUGUUACUCAGUGACAAAAAUGGGAUUGAUGGCAAACAUUCUACACAAACGGAAAAGCCAAAUAAUGGAAAUACAUCUCCAAUUGAAUCAGUGACAAUAACACAUGUAAUUACAUCAGAAAGUGUUCAAGAUGAGCUUGCAAUUAAAUCAAAAGAACUAGAGCACUUAAAUGAGCAGUUAAUUCUGUUGAAGGCAAAAAUUUACAGCAAAGAAAUCGCUUUGAAGGAAACUGCUGAACGGUGUAUGGAGUUAGAAUUUAAGAGCAAUGAAAAAGAAAUUGAAUAUACCGAUUUGGAAGAAAAGCUUGAAGAAAAAGAGAAGAAAAUUAUUGAUCUUGAUAGUUCAAGACUUGGAAAAAUAACAUUGCUUCAAGAGACAGGUGAAGAACUAGCAGUGCUGGAACUUGAAUAUGGGAAGGCCAAGAGGCAAAAUGAUGAGUUGAAGGCUACAAUAACAGAUCUUCAAAAUGCUAUUGUUUUGAAAGAACAAGAACUAAUAAGUCAGGAUAAUCGGCUUGCCGACAAAGAUCUAACAAUAAAUGAAUUGCAAACCAAACUUAAGAAAGUUACUGAGUCUCAAGCUAGUUUUGAUGAACCUGAGAAAGUUAGGAAUGAGUUAAACAGAUUGCAAGAGACAGUUAAUUCACUUAAUGAAAAGAUGCAAGAUUCUUCAAGCUACUACUCCAGUGUUGAGAAAGAACUGAUUAAAGCGAAGUAUGAGCAUGCAGAUAAAGAGAAACUUCUUAUUGAAAAAGAUAUUGCAAAAAGUGCAGCUGAAAAUGAAGUUAAAAUACUAAGAACAAAAUUGAAUGAGCUGAAUACACAUAUGGCUAAUAUUGAACUGGAACUUGAAAAUAAAGAUAUUGAGCACAGUUCAUUGUUGAAUAGUUUCAAUAGCUUAAAAGAAUUAAAUACACAGAAUGAAUUAGUGUCUGUAAAGUUGCAUGAUGCUUUACUUGAAAUUACCGAUUUGAAAAGCUCUGUUAAUAACUACAAAAGCUUACAUCACAAGGUUAAGGGAGAAUUGGAGGAAGCAUUGCUCACAAUUGAAAAUAACCGACAUGAGCUUGCAUGCUUUAAGAAAGAGACUGCACAAUUGAAAGGUUCAUUUACCACCCAUGGUGAAACCGAACAAAUUGAGCAUAUGAAGAAAGCUGUAAUUGAAUUGGAACAGGACUUACUAGGCAAAGAUGAUGCUGCAAACAAAAUUAAUAUUGAGCUGAAUGCUACAAAACAACAAUAUGAGCAAAUGAAACAGAAUUUUGAUAAAGUUAAAUGUGAUAAUGAGUCUAAAGAAUUGGAGAUCUCAAAUUUAAAACAUCAAAUACAUGAAGCUGACUCCAAAACAGGUUGUGAUUUAGAAAAGGCUCGAAUGCUUUAUAAUGAGAAGCUGCAAAAAAUAAAUGAUCUUGAACAAAAACUUUGUGAGUUUGAUAACAUCAAACAACAAAAUAUCAGGUUUGCAUUUGAAGUAAAUGAUCAAAAGGACAAACUUUUGAUGCAAGAAGAACUACUCGAUAAAAACAGAGAAAUGGUAAAGAAGUUAGAAGAUUUGUUAGCUAAGGCAAGAGAACAAAAUGAGGAUUCUGUUAUGUUUGAAAUUAAUCUAACAAAAAUGGAAGAAAAAUUGGAUGAAACUGAAGUUAAGUUAGGAAAAGCUCAAGCAAAACUGUUUGAAGCGAAGACAAAAGUUAACGAGCUUGAAGAAAAGCUACGAUAUAUAGAAUUCAAAUUACAAGAGCAAAAUGCAUUGAAUGUUGUAGAAAAAGAGAAGACCAUUUCUUUAGAAAUCAAAUUAAGAACAAAAGAUGAGGAAAUAAGUGAACUGAGGAAAGAAUUGGAAAGUUUUAUUGACUAUAAACAGACAACAAAUGACCUGGGAGGUAAGUUGUUAGAGUUGCAAACGAAAUUUGACACUCAGAGCACUGAGAUUACUUGUCAAGGUGAGAAAUUUGCUACUGUUUGCACACAGUUUAGAAAGAUCUGGGUUCAGAUAGGACACUCCGAGUAUGCUGAAAACUCAUUUGAUUGUCUUGAUGCGUGUAUUGAUGAAAUCUGUGAAUAUAUUGAACAACUAAGAAAAGAAAAGAAGUCUUGCGAGGAAAAACUUAAAGCUUUGAACAUGCAAAUUGAGACUGUGAAAUUAGAAAAGAAUGUAAAUGAAGAAGAUAGGCAAAAAGAAAUAAAAACGUUAAGAACAGAAUUGAGUAAUUUGGAAACAGAAAUCAUUAAAUUACAAGAGGAGAAUAAGAAAGCAAAGAAUAAUGAAAAAAUAGAAAAUGAAUUUAAAAGUCAGCUGUCUUUGAAAGAAGUAGAGUGUGAAACGCUCAGUCUUGAGCUUAAAAUGAUAAAAGAAGAAUUUACAACUGAGAAACUCAAGGGAGAAAUUGUAUUAAAUAACAAAGAAACAGUUAAUGACAUUAGCAUGAAUAAAGUCUGUAUUUCUGACAACAGUGAUAAGGUCUGUGAUAAAUUUAUGAAUGAAAAGAUAGCGGAAUUAAACAGACUGUAUGAGUCUGAGAAAUGCAAAAAUGAAGAGUAUAAACGGGUUUUAGCAGAAACUAGUGAAGCAAAUAUUUCAAGUCCCCACACUGGGAUAAGAAAACUGAGAAUACAGAAAAUUGAAACAGAAAAUGCCCUUGUGGAAGCAAAAUUUAAAGUAACAUGUCUAGAAAAGAAAGUUGUUGAACUGGAAACAAAACUGAAGAAUAAAAGCAUAGAGCAUAGAGACCUCGUUGCUGCAGAUCCCAUUCAGGAGAGAAAGCUGAAAAGUGUAACUAGUAAGCUUGAAGAAACUGAAGAGGAAAAUAAAGAGCUCAUGAAGAGGGUCACUCAGCUUCAGGGUGAUGUUGCUCAAUUGGAACAGGAGCUCAGGGAUGGGCAGGCACGGAGUGCUGUAGAGAGCGAGAUGGAAACUCCCCGGAGAUCAAGAGCCUCCUUCAUCAGCGCAGGUUCCCGACUGUCUGUCAGCUCUCCCGUUAGCAAGCUGGAGCUCACCAGGGCUCGUGAGAGGGAGCAGCGUUUGAAGGAUCAGCUGUCAGAGAUGACUGGUAAGACCAAGGAGUGGCUAGACAAGAUGGCUGAAACAGAGACCAAACUGCAGCUGAGAUGUCAGGAGCUUGCACAUGCCAGAGACACCAUUGACAGGCUGCAGACCCAUAGCAGUGAAGAGCAUGAGGUAGACAAGCAGCUCCGUGAGUGCCUGGAGCAGAACAAUGAGCUCAAGCUGCAGAUCCUGCGCAAAGAGGGUGACCUGGAGACCAAGAACAUCCUCAUCAAGAACCUGCACGGCCAGCUGGACUCAGAGAUGGGCAUCUUAAAGUCCUACCAGAGAGAGAAGCAGGAGCAGUGUGAGAUGAUAGAGCUGUUGAAGGAGACGCUGCAGGACCAGGAGGCCAUGUUGGAGGAGCAGGGGGACUUCAUCGUUACCAAGGAGACACAGAUCCAGCAGCUUCAGGCUGAGUGUGAUGAGCUUCAGAGGAAGUGUGCCAGCCAGGCUGGUGUUGGUGAGGCUCCAAAAGGGGACUGCAAGGCUUCUGUACGAGCGCAGGCUGACAGCAGCAUGUUGAGACAGCAGCUCACAGACCUGGAGACUAAGGUGUCUCUAUCCAUGGAGACACAGGCUAGCCUGACAGCAAACCUGACGGAGGCACGGAGACAAGUCAAGGACACUGAGAAACUGCUCGGCAAGAUGACAGAAGAGAGGGACCAGUUGACUGCUGUCUUGAGAGAGAACAAUGCAGAGUUGAAAGCCAUGGAGUGUGCACUCACAGAGUCGAGGAAGGAGCUGGAGGAGUUGCGAGGUCAGAGCCACAGCAAGCUUACAGCUGCUUGCCUGCAAGAAGUCAAAAAUGAGGCAGACAAACACUCACAUGACCUCCAGGCAAGAAUACGGGGCUUACAGUGUCACAACAAGGAGCUGGACUUCCAGCUGAGGGCUAGUGGAGAAAAACUGGCAGCCAUGAUGGAAGAAAAGGCAACAUUGGAAAAAAGGCUAAAAGAGUUUCGUGAGGAGCGUGACAAGCUGGUGUCUGGUCUAGAGACUGUACUGAAGAAGAAGGACUCUGAGAUCAAGCAGCUCAAGGAAGUCAUCCGCACCCUGAAAGAGAAGGAGAUACACAUCACACAGAGCUGGGAAGAUGAACGCGAAAAGAUAGCUUCUGGUUUGGAAGAAAUAAACAAGGCUGAUAGUGUGAAAGUAAAGGAGGAGCCUCCAACCCUUCUCUCACCCUCUCACACACAGAAUGAUGCUGGAGAUUCCUCAGAAACCCAGCGCAGACAGCGAUCACGUAGCCGACAGGCCUGUUCCUACCCCCCUAGACAGCAGGAGACAAAGGUCCAAGAGGAGUUGCAAGUGACAAGGGUCCAAGAGGAUGCAAUUACUGAGAUCCAAACCCUGGAGCGUUCACCGAGCAGUGCCCGUCCAGGAUCACAGGCCCAGAUGGAGGGUUCAGCUGGUUCCACUGGAAGACCACCACGAGCAUCACGCAGGGGCAAGAAAAGACCAAGUUCAGAAGGCCUUGACAAUGUGAUCCCGGAGCCCAAGCGUCAGAGCAGGGAUGAUGUUGCAGAGACAUCAGCUGUGUCAGAGAGUGAAGACUACUCGUCACAUCUACAAGUGGACGCCACACCCCCUGUGGCAGCUAAAACACUCCGUAGAACUCGCAAGAAAAAUGGCUCCAUUGUUGACUUAUCAAAGAAUGAGGAGAACAAAGAUCCUGCAAUGUCUGGGCAGCGGUCUCAAAAACGAAUGAAAAACAGACUUCUGCAGUCCUUCAGAGAAUCGCCAAUGGGUAAAACCAGCAAGCGUAUUCUAGACAGUAUAGCUGAGACAUUCAGUCCCCAAAAGUCCCCCCAGAACUCGCCCCUCAAGUCCCCUCUCAGGCAGGACAACUCUGAAAGGUCCAGAUCAGUCGCAGAGGACACCAGUAACCAUGGUGACAAGAAGGCCAGUAGGGGGCGUGGCAAGCACAAGCUCUACAGGGAGGAAACAUACAUCUCUGAACCCUUGAACAACACCAGGGAGUUUGUGCAAUCUCCACCUGAUGUCCACAAGUCAGUUACAAGAAGUCUCAGAAGUCGACGACAUUGAAAAUGAUAUCACUGUACACGCUGUCACUGUACACGCUGUAAAGUAUGGAAAUAUCUGUCCCAGACUGGGUGUAAUAUAAACUUGUACAAAUACAACCAUUGUGAACAAACGUUUGUUAUCAUUGUACAUUUCCCAUAUGUUCUUCAUUUAAUUUUUGUUUGCCUUUUCCUUAUCCUGAUGAGUCAGUAUAAUUUAUUGUAGCUUGCUAAUGGUUUAUUAUGCUCCCCCAAAAUUUAUUUUGGGGGGAGCAUAUAGUCGCCGCUUCGUCUGUCCAUCCGUGUGUCCGUCCGUGCACAAUUUUUGUCCGGGCUAUUUCUCAGCAACUAAUGACCGGAAUUCAAUGAAACUUUAUGGGAAGCUUCACUACCAAGAGGAGAUGUGCAUAUUAUCAGCGGGUUCUGGUCAGAUGAUUUUUCACAGAGUUAUGGCCCUUUGAAAUUUUCCAUUAACUGUUCAUAUAGUGCAAUUCUUGUCCGGGCUAUUUCUCAGCAACUAAUGACCGGAAUUCAAUGACACUUUAUGGGAAGCUUCACUACCAAGAGGAGAUGUGCAUAUUAUCAGCGGGUUCUGGUCGGAUGAUUUUUCACAGAGUUAUGGCCCUUUUAAAUUUUCAAUAAAAAAAUUCUUGUCCCCCCAACUACUGUGCCCUCAAGACGUUUCCUUUUAUCUGAAUAUAUAGUGCAAUAUUGUGAGAAAAGAAAACUUUGGGGAGCAUCACCCGUCUCCGACGGUUUCUUGUUCUAUCUGCAGUGAUGUCUUAAAGCACAAGCAGUUGACUGAUAAACCAGUUACUGGUUUAAUUUGACAAAUCUCAAUCACUUUACUAUGUGUGUUCAAAGCAUAAUUUGAUUUACUAUUGAAAUUAUGCUUACAUCUUAAUAACAUAUAAAAUUGAUAUCAAAUACGUAAGGUUGUUUCACAGGUUUGUGAAAUUAUUGUGAUAAGUAAGAUUUGUAUAGAUUGAUUCAUGGAACUAGUUUGGUGAAACAAUACUUGACUACAUAUGCAUUGAUAUCUCACUUCAUUUUACAAGCUGUAUCGUUCAUCAGUGUGUAUAGCCAUUAAUAGUUUCUUUGUAAAUAUACUUCUUUUUGGUCAUAUUUAUUUAAAUGUUUUUGUUUUUUUAGAAACCAGUUAGUUGGUAAAUAAUUAAUCAGUAAUUUACCAGUAAGGCAUAAUGAUCAUGUAGAUUUUUUAAGUAAAAUGUAGCUAAACAAUGUUUUGCUGUUAAAUUAAUAAUCUUAACAUACCUAUACCAUGCACAUGUUGGACAUGUUCACAAUCAUAUACUUUUCAACUCAGCCUGAAUCAUUUUAAUUACUGGUUUAAUGUGUACGUCUGGUGUGCAUGCAACAGGUGCCCAAAUUGUGCAGCUGUUGUACUGUAGUCUCUUUGUACCUGGAGCCUAUAUUACAUGUUUUCUCCUUACCUACUUAAUUUCUUUUCAAACUUAAUGGUAGCUGUUAUCAUAGGUGUGGUUCACUAAGCAAUAAAUUUCAGUAUUUAUAAUGACAAACCUAUUACAACAAAUAGUUUUAUUGAAACUGUUCCUGUUUCAUCAUAUCAGUACAAAUAUCAUGUAUAUUUUGUUUAGUGAAAAAUGCAUUUGAAAUAUUUGUAAAACUUGACAUCGGUCAACUCAAAUCUCCGUGUACUUGAUUGCUUGUUACUGACUGUCUAACUGGACUGUGGUCUACCAGUGAUUGCUUGUACAUGACUGUGCAACUUGUCAUCUAUAUACCCAGUAUUGCUUAUACAUCUACACUUAACUGUUAGACUUUGCCUUCUGUCAGACGCUUCUGGUCUCAUUCUAACACUGUUUCCCCUGUAUGAUUAGCACUUUCUGUAACAUUUCAAUUCUUAGUCACCAGUUGUGUAUACCGGUAAUUAUAUUCAAUAAACAUAUAUAUAUAU
Dreissena polymorpha is the source of this 10825-nucleotide messenger RNA. RefSeq names its product kinesin-like protein KIF20B. Gene Ontology annotation, molecular function: microtubule binding; ATP binding; plus-end-directed microtubule motor activity. The transcript is spliced from 38 exons. The coding region runs from base 239 to 8911 and encodes 2890 amino acids. NCBI's taxonomy places the organism in Eukaryota, Metazoa, Mollusca, Bivalvia, Myida, Dreissenidae. Gene Ontology annotation, cellular component: spindle microtubule; nucleus. Gene Ontology annotation, biological process: mitotic spindle assembly; microtubule-based movement. The record is from RefSeq and is a predicted model, not a curated record.